This is a messenger RNA of Gymnogyps californianus (California condor), 2949 nucleotides long. RefSeq names its product GA binding protein transcription factor subunit beta 1 (gene GABPB1). Gene Ontology annotation, molecular function: transcription cis-regulatory region binding; protein binding. Gene Ontology annotation, cellular component: nucleus. Lineage: Eukaryota; Metazoa; Chordata; Aves; Accipitriformes; Cathartidae. The coding region runs from base 68 to 1306 and encodes 412 amino acids. The record is from RefSeq and is a predicted model, not a curated record. The transcript is spliced from 9 exons. Gene Ontology annotation, biological process: positive regulation of transcription by RNA polymerase II.
UUAAAUAUGUGUAGCCAUUUUGGAUAAGUGAAUGUAGUGCCUUUGGGCGUGUGACAUAGCAGCCAUAAUGUACUACCAUUUGAAAGCUGGACAAAGCUGCAGAAGGUUGCAGUAUCAGAUGUCACUAGUAGAUUUGGGAAAGAAACUUUUAGAAGCUGCACGAGCAGGUCAAGAUGACGAAGUUCGCAUUUUGAUGGCAAAUGGAGCACCUUUUACCACAGAUUGGUUGGGAACAUCUCCGCUUCAUCUAGCAGCACAGUAUGGACACUACUCAACAACAGAAGUGUUGCUGCGAGCAGGUGUAAGUCGGGAUGCCAGAACCAAAGUGGACAGAACUCCAUUGCAUAUGGCAGCGUCAGAAGGCCAUGCCAGCAUAGUAGAAGUCUUACUUAAGCACGGUGCUGAUGUCAAUGCGAAGGACAUGCUCAAAAUGACUGCACUUCACUGGGCUACUGAACAUAACCACCAAGAAGUUGUAGAACUCUUAAUAAAGUAUGGAGCAGAUGUUCACGCUCAGAGUAAAUUUUGCAAAACGGCAUUAGAUAUUGCAGUAGACAAUGGAAAUGAAGACCUUGCAGAAAUAUUACAGAUUGCAAUGCAGAACCAAAUCAAUACGAAUCCAGAGAGUCCGGACACUGUGACGAUACAUGCAGCAACACCACAGUUCAUCAUCGGACCUGGAGGGGUGGUGAACCUAACAGGUCUGGUAUCUUCUGCAAAUAUAUCAAGUGGAACAGAUGAAACAGGAGUGUCUGCUGUACAGUUUGGAAAUUCGUCGACGUCAGUAUUAGCCACGUUGGCAGCUUUAGCAGAAGCGUCAGCUCCACUGUCUAAUUCUUCAGAAACACCAGUUGUGGCCACAGAAGAAGUUGUGACUGCAGAAUCUGUGGAUGGUGCUAUUCAGCAAGUCGUCAGUUCUGGAGGUCAGCAAGUUAUUACUAUAGUUACAGAUGGCAUUCAGCUUGGUAAUCUGCAUUCGAUUCCAACCAGUGGAAUAGGGCAGCCAAUCAUUGUGACCAUGCCAGAUGGACAGCAAGUACUAACAGUUCCAGCAACAGACAUUGCUGAAGAAACUGUGAUAAGUGAAGAACCGCCAGUGAAGAGACAGUGCAUUGAGAUUGUUGAAAAUCGUGUGGAGUCUGCAGAAAUAGAAGAAAGAGAAACUCUUCAGAAACAGCUGGAUGAGGCAAACAGAGAAGCACAAAAAUAUCGUCAGCAGCUUCUAAAGAAAGAACAAGAAGCAGAGGCCUAUCGGCAGAAGUUAGAGGCAAUGAACCGCCUCCAGACUAAUAAAGAAGCUGUUUAAUAAAAAAUGAACAUACUGCAAAGCCUGUUACUUUCAAAAACCUGCAGUACAAUCUUGAACUGUACGCUAUAUAGGUACAGACACAGGAUUACAUGAUAGAGAAGAUGCUACAAGUUGAUAACUGGACUUAAGCCGUGAGCUCUGAUGAAUUUCUUGUAACAUAAAAACUCUGAAUUUAGAAAUUGUGAAAAGUAUUUAAAAAUGAAAUACUGUAAAUAGUUGUUUUUUUUACAGUUUCAAAAUAAGUUCAUAAAUCUUUUUGAAGGGAUCCAGAAACAUGAGAAGCCAAUGUUUUUGUGAAAUUUUUGAUUUUAGUAUGAAUCUAACUCCUGAAAAACAGAACAGUUUUAAGGGUGAUGAUGUUGAUUUAAGCUGACAACUUGAAAAUGAAUUAUGUGACAAAAUGAAUUAACAGUUAUUUCUACAUGGUAACAACUUAAACUUCUCUGAAUAAGACAUUUCCAGGUGGAAAUCUUUGUACAGCUUUAAGUAGUUGUCUCAGAUUCUCUGAAAACCAUUUUUGGGUUUUUUUUAUUUUAGAUGGUGAAAUUUUUAUAUUUAAUUUCAGAUAUAUCCAAGUAGAUUUACAUGUAUAUGAAGCUAAUAUUUUUUAAACUUUUCAGUUUGUACAUAUGCUGCAUGUUUUUGUAAUUUCUACACAUAUAUCUUGCAUAGGUAUUUUUCAGCAAAGAUGAGAAAAAUUAUGAGAAAAAUGUUUAGCCUAUAGGUCAUUUGAAGUAAGCUAGCAGCCAGUUUUAUUGUGGAUGGUAUAUUUCUUGGAAGAAUGUAAUUUGUAAUUAAAAAGAACAAAAAAAAAAAUUUAAUUUACACAUUAGAGGCAAUUUAAAAUUUGGUAAUGGAGGCAUUGAAACUUCACUCUGUGUGUCUUAAAAUUUUCCUGGACAAGCAUUUUAAAGUUCAGUAAUGAAUAGAAAAGAAUGUCUCCACUGGAACACAAAUAGUAGUUCUUUUAGAAUAUUCCUAUUGAUCUUUUUUUCCCCAAUAGCCUUGAAAUUAUUUCAGUGAUACAUUUUUUCUGAACGGACUUUUGCAUUUUAAUUAUGCAAUUGGACAAGUAAUUUUUUUAUGUUGUAGUGAUGCUCUUCUUACCUAGCAUCAUUGUUCUUCACUGUGAUACUGUGUUUGUGUGUGUCUGUGCAGUGAUCUAUUAUGCUUAGGAUUUAUAUAGCACGUUACAUCUUCAGAGCAUUGUAAAAUCUUUUAAAGAACCCUUACUGUACUGCCUGAGGCAGGUAAGUGAGUGUUAUUGUCUCAAUUUUAUAACUGGUAUAAGUGCAACACAGAGAGUGUUAAAAUGACUGGCCCAAGACCACGUGAAUCUGUGGUAGUCCUGGGAAUAGAUCUCGGGAGUUCCUGGCUUCUAGUCCUGUGCUUAGACUGAGCUGCCUUAAGAUUGUUCAGCGCUGUGUUACAUGAAAUUUUGAACUACUGUGCAGAUUCCUUUUUUGUAAGAUAAAACUCUUUGUGCUUUGCUUUGUUGUUCCAUGUUUCACUGCUUUUAUGGAAUUGUUUAUAUAAACUUAAGCAAAAAGUCUAGUUUACUUAAUACUGUACACAGAAGAAUUACCCUUAAAACUGUACUCUGGCCUACUUUUUCUAUUUUACAAUUAAAUAUCUUUUCC